Messenger RNA from Aureobasidium namibiae CBS 147.97, 981 nucleotides. RefSeq lists its product as uncharacterized. Gene Ontology annotation, biological process: protein folding in endoplasmic reticulum. The transcript has 3 exons. Bases 1 to 981 code for a protein of 326 amino acids. Gene Ontology annotation, cellular component: EMC complex. Lineage: Eukaryota; Fungi; Ascomycota; Dothideomycetes; Dothideales; Saccotheciaceae. The record is from RefSeq and is a predicted model, not a curated record. Gene Ontology annotation, molecular function: protein binding.
AUGACGGAUCAAUUACUAGCACCGCCAACACACCUCUCGCCGACCGAGUCCCUGCGAUUGUCACAACUGGCGCCCCGAUGGCUGCGUAGCCAAGCUCCCAGCAGUCUCCCCUACCCGCUCUCCCUCCUCACCACCUCGGAAUCCGCCGAACAAUGGCAAGCCAACGAGAACCUCAUGAUCGCUUGCCUGCGUACCGGCGACGACGAAACCGCUUCCAUCUGCCUGGACAAACUGUCUCAACGUUUCGGAGCCGACAACGAGCGCGUGCAAGCAUUACGUGGACUGUACGAGGAAGCCCGAGCGCCGGACGAGAAAGCCCUGUUGGACGUGUUGAAGGGCUAUGAUGAGUUGCUGGCAGAGAAGCCGGCAAACGUGCCCGUCAUGAAGAGAAAGGUUGCGCUGUUGAGGAGUUUGAGCAAGCUGCCCGAGGCGACAAAGACGUUGACUGAGUUGUUGGAUAGCUCGCCCAUUGACGCUGAGGCGUGGUCCGAGUUGGCAGAGCUGUACUUCUUGCAGAGCAUGCAUUCGCAGGCUGUCUUUUGCUUGGAGGAAGUCUUGCUCAUCAUGCCAAAUGCUUGGAAUAUUCACGCUCGUCUGGGUGAGAUGCUCUUCGUGUCUGCCAACGCUGCCGAAGACGCUGGCGGUAAGCUCAAGCUGCUCGCGGACGCCCAACGCAGCUUCUGCCGCAGCAUUGAGCUAUGCGACGACUACCUCCGUGGCUACUAUGGCCUCAAACUCGUAAGCUCUCCGAGUUUCAUCCUCAAACCUCCGAAAGCACAGUCUUCAGACGCCACAGUCGGAGACCUACCACCUCCUUCGGUGGCUUCGGUCGAGAAGCUGCGCGAACUCUCAACCAGGAAGCUUUCCGAGAUUGUGAGACGUAGCAUGGGCGGUGAGCGAGGUUGGGAUGGAUACGACCAAGCCGAGCUCAUCGCUGCCAGAGAACUCCUGGAUAGAGACACUCAGUCGGUUCAACGAUGA